GACACGGGGGAGGCGGGAGCAGGCAGCAUGGCGAGUGGUUUGAGGUGCCGUGAGGAGCGGGGCUGCUCUCUCUGUCCAAAUGCACAAAAUAAUUGGUUCAUAGACUCAUAAAAUAGUUUGGGUUGGAAGGAACCUUAAAGAUCAUUACAACCCCCUGCCAUGGGCAGGGACACCUCCUGCUAGAUCAGGCUGCCCAAGGCCCCAUCCAACCCGGCCUUGAACCCCUCCAAGGAUGGGGCAGCCACAGCUUCCGUGGGCAACCUGUGCCAGUGCCUCACCACUCAUGGUAAAGAAUUUCCUCCUUGUGUCUAGUCUGAAUUUGUCCCACUCCAGUUUAUACCCAUUGCCCCUAGUCCUACCACUACAAGCCUUUGUGAACUGUCCCUCCCCAGCUUUCUUGUAACUCCCUUCAGGUAUUGGAAGGUUGGUGUAAGAUCUCCUCAGACUCCAGGCUGAACAACCCCCACUCUCUCAGCCUGUGUCAUAUGGGAAGUGCCCCAGCCCUUGGAUCAUCUUUGUAGACCUCCUCUGGAACCUGUUCCAACAGUUCCAUAUCCUUAUGUUGAGGAUUCCAGAACUGGACACAAUACUCCAGGUGGGGUCUCAAAAUCUCUUAUUCUGAGAACAGAGGGGGAGAAUCCCCUCCCUUGACCUGCUGGCCACGCUUCUUUUGGUGCAGACCAGGAUGCUGUUGGCCUUCUGGGCUGUGAGUAGACAUUGCCGGUUCAUGUCGAGCUUCUCAUCUCCCAGCAUGCUGUAAUCAGCAUUUCAUGUCAUGCAGGUGUGUUACCAAGUGCCCGGGUGUCACCACCCAGGUCAUAUCAAAGUAUCCAGGGUUUAAGGAGAAAAAAAAAAAGCUGAGCCUGGCUCCAGAUUGAAGCUGAGUUGCAAUACGUUCUUGUUGUUUAAUCUGGAGAUGCCUCAGCCUGAUUUGUUUCUAUGCAAAUACAUUUAAUGUCAUCAUGGCUAUAUAAGUAUGUGUUAAAGGCAUUUUAAUGAUGCAGCGGUAACUUGACAGUUUGAUUUCCUGAUGUGAGCAAAAAAGCAUGAGCUUGCCUGUUAAAGUUAUGAUUGCUCUAUAUUGUCAUCAUCUCUCACGUUCCAGCUCAGACUGCCUGGCACAGUCCGUUAUACUUUGUCAUGUCUCAGCCAUUCUUCCCAAACUUUGUCCUGGCAGCUGUCUGCCCCGGGUCGGUUGGUUGAUUGAUUGAAGAGUGCUAGCUAGAAUGUCACAGCUGCUCACUUACAGUGAGAUUAAGGAAUGAUGACUACUUGUGUCCCUGCCUUUGACUGCUAAGUGUUCCUAGUGCCUUACAGUAGUAACCUGAUGUAGUUUGCCACGUUUGCAGGAUGCCAUUAUUUGAUAUGUGUCUUGAAAUCAGCCCAAUGUGGUCAGAUUCUAGACUUUUGAAAAACCUCUGAUUUAAAUGAGCUUCCUAGAAUAUGGUGGAGAAAUGUUGUCAAUAUCUUUCAUUCUCUGAGUAUAUUGUGGUCUUUGAAGAACUUGUUUUGUAACAGUUUUUGUCAGCUGACCAUCAAAAAUGGGAGAAAACAGGCUGUGACUCCUGUAUGCUUGCUAUUCUCCCUCUCCAAGAAUUGUUUCGAAAGAAAGACUAGUAAGGAGUAGGUAGAAGCAGAGGUGAUUGGCUACCUGCAAGUACCUCGACAGCUGAGGAAAAAAAACCCUGUAAGCUGUCUCACAUUUUAAUGAACACAAAAGACUUCAUAUAAGAAAUAGCAUUCACAAAAAACCAGAACCACGGGAGGAUCUUCAACAGUUGCGCUUUAGAUGCAGAAUCAAUAAGAAAACUCGCAGAAAAUAGAGCUUUUUUAGUUUAGUUCUCCUAAAACUGAUUAUUUGAGGCUUUUUAGCUUUUUUUUCUAAGGAUAUGAGGUUUGGGCAUGUGUGCAGCCCUAUGACUGCAUAGGUCUGUCAGCUUGUCUCUUAACUGCUAAAGCCACUGAAAAAUUUAGUAAGCUAGUACAGCUUUCAGGAAUACUAAGUUGUUACAAGUGUUGGGAAUGUAAUGACCUGAAAGGAAGGAAGAUUCUUUGACAGUAUGGCUGGGAGGAGAAUUGUCUUAACACCGUGCCCCUUUUUGUUAUUGUUGUUUGCAUGGCUACCAUUAAAACUGCAUUUCAGAGAUUACGUUGAAAAAGCAUAGGUUCACUAGGUCAGGCGCUUAAAUAUUAGCAAGUGCGUGUAGUGGGUUUCUCCCACCCCUUCCAAUUUUAAAAUUAGCUCGACUUGGAAUAUGCCUUCACCUCUAUGGAAGUCUUCUUUUUUCUCCCUGCCCAAUUCCUCUGUCACAUUUGGUAUCUGAGUGCUUGCGGAUUAGAUGUUGUAUGCUACAGUAGACUGUUGUUUGUUAAAUUCAUCCUGUGUGUGUUGUAGAUGCUACAUAUAAGAAAUUAGCUUAGACUAAUAGUACCUUGUAUAUCCUUACUCUUAGUUUUUCUUUCUGAGCGUAAGCCAUAGAGGACAGCAGUGUAACCACUGCUUUCAGAAGGUAUGACUUGGGCCAGUCGGAAGAUUUGUUUUAUGAGCCUGCCAGUUUUUCUUUCUUGGAGGUUAUGAUUUCUUCUUAAAACUUACUUCCCAAAGUCAUAGUUCUGGAGGGGAAAGGUUCUGUUUGGGCGGAAAGGAGGACUUGCAGGACUGCAGAGGUGAUUGUAACAGAGAGGGUAGGAAUUGUGGAAUGAAGAGGUUGCAAACAAGGAAUGUGAGGCAGUUGCUUAUGCCUAUUAACAGUUAAUAAAAGCCUUUAGUAGAAAUAGAAGCUCAAAGGCAAACAGCUUUUGCUGUCUGUGAUGAGCUUCAAACCACAUGGCUUCUGAGAUUGUUCCACGUAGAUUUGACACCUCUUGCAAUCAUCUUUGUUAGAGCAGGUUCUUUUCAUUCAUUGCUUAAAAUCAGACUUUUGGAGCGUGGACCCCUGAGAUUCAUUAUCGUGACCUUGCAGUGAGGGAUAAUGAUAUUAACUGUUGAGUAGUGAACUAUGGGAAAGCAAAGAAUGUUUAUUCAAAAUAAAAUAAUUUCUUAAAACACUAGAUAAUUUCGUAUGACUGUAUUGCUAUAGAAUCACUUAGGUUGGAAAAGACCUUUAAUAUCGUGAAGUCUAACCCUUAACCUAGCACUACCAAGUCCACCAGUAAACCAUGUCCCUAAGCACCACAUCUACACAUCUUUUAAAUACCUCCCAGGAUGGUGACUCGACCGCUUCCCUGGGCAGCCUGUUCCGAAGCCUGACAACCCUUUUGGUGAAGAAUUUUUCCCUGAUAUCCAAUCUAAACCUCCCCUGGCACAGCUUGAGGCCGUUUCCUCUUGUCCUAACACUUGUUACUUGGGAGAAGAGACCAACAGCUGCCUCAUUACAACCUCCUUUCAGGUAGUUGUAGAGAGCAAUACAGUCUCCCCUCAGCUUCUUCUCCAGAGUAAACAACCCUAGUCCCCUCAGCUGCUCCUCACAGGGCUUGUUCUCCAGACCUCUCACUGGCUUUGUUGCACUUCUUUGGAUGUGCCUCAGCACCUCAAUGUCUUUCUUGUAUAUUAUGUCCAUCUCACCUAUGAAAUUUCUAGCUCAUGAAACGUACUGUAGAUCAUAUUCUUGGCCUUUUUAUCUUAUGGUGACAGUUUUAUCCAUUCUGGGUUUUGGCUUUUUUUUUUUUUGGAAAGAGCAUUUUGACAGUUUCCUGGCUUGGAAAUACCACUUUAUACCAUCUAAAAUCUGUGUUUUGUUAUAAACAGAGAAUUAAUUUGUGUUGCUUCUUCAGAAAAAUUACAAAUAUAUAGCAUGUGUUGUGUGAAACACGGAGAAAAUGGGAUGACCAUGAAUUCUUUUGGCAAUAUCCAGCCUGGAAACUUGUACUGUAAUGUGAAGAUUUAUAAUUUCCUUUGGUAUCAAUGUUCCAUAAAGUAAAGUAUGCCCUUUGUCUUCAUAAACAUGUUAAGAAAAGCAUGCCUGGAAUCAAGGUAGCUUCAGAUAAAUUACACUGCUUGGAGUCUGUUUGCUCCUCUGCUGGAAAAUAUGUAGGUGUCAUCUGUCAAGUACUGUGUUUCUUUUAUAUUAAACACGUCUCAGCCUGCUGGGUGGUAAGUGGGAGGCUUAGAGUGGACAGGGUGAGAUUUAUGAGUUCUUUCAGGAUGUUGGUUCUUGCUCUGUUCCAUGCAACAUUCUUGAAUUUUCCGAAGACUCCAUUUUUUUAGUGGAACAGGUGGAAGACGAUGGAAGCCACGGGUUUUCUACAGCUCUGGAAAAUUAGGCCAUCUGUAUCAAGCUGAGCACUUGCUAGUAUUUCUGAAUUUCAGUAUUAAUUUUUUAUUGAGGCAGAAAUCAGUAAAAAAUUGUUCUAUAACUUGUCAGUGAAGUACAACAAUAAAACAUUCUCUGACUGACUUGCUGCUAACUGUGAUUCGAGACUUUUUUGUUUGCUUUAUUUUUGUAGUGCUGUCUUUCAGUUACAGGUGUCAAAAGCUCUAUGCUCUGUAAUCUGAAUGGGAUUCUUUUGCAAUUUAGUUACCAUCAUAGACAGUCACUAUAAGGACAGUCAGUAACUUAUUCUUGGGAAAUGGAGGAAAUCAUGUUACAGUUUCUUUGAGAAGUCUAAGGACUUUAGCAGUUAUAAAUGCUUUUCUGUAUUUAAAUACUUCUACCAGCUGAUCAAAAUCAUACUCUUCUGAAACCUUUGCCAAGCUUUAUGACUUCAGCUGUGCUGUAGGGUGUUGGUGGUUGAUCCGUUGAAUGAACCUGGCAAUGUUAGGACUUGGCACCCCAUUAAAAAUAGUAUUUUGAAACAGUUUGUUGCACUGUAGGAAGGCUUAUCCAAGAAUUAGUGUAAUGGGUCCAUACUAACAUCCAUCUUGUUCAGACAGUUACAGACAGCAAAGUCUACAGAGGAACUAAUUUGGGGGCAGAAGCCGUAAUCUCCAAGAAGACUAUUCUUAGUCUUCUAAAGAUUUGUUGAAGCUCUGAAGUGUAAAGCUUGGUAUCUUUUUUAAAAAAAAGAAAUUAUAAUUUCAAUUCCUCUAGAUGUGUUAUGAAAGUGUGUUCCACCUGUAUGUAUUUGUAGAUUCUUAUUUCAGUGACUUUCUGUAGCAGUGAGUUCCACAGUCACUGUAUGAGGAUUUUUUUUUUCCUUUUAAAAGAAAACUUAAAAAUUUUCAAAAUAUUGUUGUUUUCUUGACAGGAAGGAGGGAGAGAUGUUCCUGUUUCAUUUCUCUAUAGUUUCGUAAAUAUCAUGUAAGCUGUACCAUAGUGGGACAUGUCCCUGCCCAUGGCGGGGGGAAUGGAGCUAGAUGAUCUUUAAGAACCCUUCCAACCCAAACUAUUCUAUGAUUCUGUGAUUUAGAGAAAGUAAAGGGGGUUCUGUAUCCAGCUGAUUAUCAUGGCAUACUGUAAAGCCUGACUUUGCUUCUUUCUUUGCCUUAAACGUUUUGUCUGAAGGCUGGCCACUUGUGUGUUUGUUUUGUGUCGCCAGCAACAAAUAGGGGAGGAGGUGCAGCAGCAGACCUCCCCAAGGAUGGAGCUUGGGAUAGCGCAUGAGAGCCUAAUCUGUGGGUUCAAUGGAGGGGAGGUGCAAGAGUAAGCGCUGCUCUCCCUCACCUGUCUGAGCUCAAGGUCCAGAGCUGGCUGCUACAGGGGGAGGUGAUGCAGUGGUGAGGGCUGCUCCCUUCCUCCUCCCGCCUUCCUCCACCUGCCAGACUGCUCUGUGGUGGUGAAGAAUACUCUUGAGGAUGUCAUCAUCACACAGUUUUGUGAGUUCUGUCCUUGGGAUCCAAAAUUCCAUCCUUUGGAGAAAACAGAUUACUAUGAGGCUUUUUACAUGCCUCAAGUUUCCUAAUAUUCUAGUUUUAAGCCUCUUAAAUUUAUCUGAGACAGUGGGGUUCUGGUUACAAAAUUGAACCUUAAAACUUUUUGGAAAAUAAGUGGCAUCCCUUUGAGUGCUCCAAAAUUAUUAUUGCUUGUGUGAUAUGCAUUAAGAUUGGAGUUGUUUAUUUACCAUUGCAAGUAAUCUAAGGGAUAGAAAACCAAGGACAAGAACUGUAGUUUCAACCCUAUUUGUUAAAAUGUUAUUGUUUGAUUGUUAGAUUAUAUUCAUACUGGUUCACUCGGCUAUUGUUAUAUUAAUCGUGGUCCUUGUAUAAUCACCUAUGCCAUCCUGGUUGUCUUUUCCUCCAUAUAUUUCUUUCUCUGUCCAGUAUAUCCCAAACUCCUCUUGUCUUUUGACUGGGCAAGUUGAAAGAGGCCUGGGUGUGAGUUGACAGCUCAUGGAUCUGGGAAAUACCCUGUGUCUUUCGACUGGGUAAGUUGAUAGCUCGUGGAUCCAGGAUGUGACUACUCCUUCCUUCUGUCUUCCUCAGCCUUAUUCUCCUCAUCCUCUCCCUUUCUUGUAAGUAUCACCUUUAUAGACAGCAUAGACCUGAGUUUUGGAUUUGAGUUCUGGAUGUUAUAAAAGAACUUGCAAGGAAUGACGAGGCCUCUCUCUCUUGGCUCUCACCCGCGGCGCUCUCUCUCACCCAUCACUUCGAUGAGACCAGCCUGGACCACGUAGCCUGGAAGAAGCUGCUGCAGCGACCACAUGUUCCUGAGGAACUGCUGCUGCUCAUCAAAGUGGUGAUUUCUUUCCCUUUCCCUCCUCUCUCUUUCUCUCUCCCAUUACCUUAUGGUAUGCAUCUGGGAUUGGAUCCGAGUAACUUUGUGUUCAGGGAUUAGAUUCUGAUCUGAACAGGUUGGGAUUUGUUCCUGUAACUUUGGGAAGUCGCACCAAGUAUCUCAGCUGUGCACUCAAGUAUUUUGGUCUGUUUAUGUUUGCCAGAGACAGAAUAAAUAUUGCUUUUGGUUUUUGCCCUGAGAAUGACCUUGUUGGCCUCUGAAUCACUGCACAGAUAAAUGACCCUUCUCCCCUGCAGUUAGGCCUGGACGCAAGCGUGUGGCUCGUGGGUUCGGGGCAUGACACACACUGUGAGAAAAGCCUGAGUUUAGCUGGCUUAAGCGGAUGUUGUCCCAAGUUGUCUGUGUAACAGUUCAUUUCAGAAAGUCAAUUUACAGACAUGUUUUAAUGACAUAUUUUCCAGACCCUGUUCAACUAAAUUCUGGUAUGUGUUUGAAUUGGAACACUGGCAUACAGUAUUGUCAGUGAAGAUUCUUGGUCUGUGUAUGGAUGCGCUGUGUAAGUAGCUGAAAAGGCAGCCUUUCUUUACAAAUAAUUUGGGUUUAGAAGGAAUUGUUUCCCGCAGAAAAAAUGAACAAAGAAACAAAACAUUGUGACUGUUUUGGUAAGGAAUCUGCUUUUACUUUGUCCUGUGUUAACUUUCACCAACACUUACCUGAACUACUUUUUAUAGGGCUGUUCAGUGAAAAGCAGAUCUUGCCUAACUGAUACUUGAAGCAGUCGGACUUGCAUAAGGAAUGGAAUUUUACUUUCCCUGCAUGGCUUCUGGAUUUUUGUUGUUUGGGGUUUUUUUGUUAGUUUGGUUUUUUGUUCAUUUGUGUUUAUUUUUAAUGCAAAGCCGAACAAGUGCUUUUGAUGCACUUACUGAAAUAUGUGCUAAACUUAAGCUUUAUUCUUUCUUGUUAGGUUGUCCAGUGUUGUUGUACUUGAAGAGGUGACCAUUUGCUGAGUCAAAUGGUUCUCUUAAGUCUCUUCUGUUGAAAACAAACAAAUCAAUAUGGCUAAGUCUGGCUCUUGAAGUUGUAUUAUGUAAUGAUUUCAGGAAUGAUGAUUCUCUCUUCUCUGGUCUGAGGCAGAUAAAACUGCAUAAAUAUAAAACUGAAAACCACAGUCUUGCAUUGGAGGGUAUGGAUGAAUACAUAAAAGGUCAGUCUACACUAGGAGAAUCCUCCUUGGGAAGGUUCAGCAGUUCACAGUAUUUCUGUUGGAGUGUCUGUUAAACCAAGAGUUAAAACAGAAACUUAUGCUUGUAUAACUUUAGGGGGAAAAUGCUGGUUUCCACUAUAGUUUUUAGAAAAAUACUGACUUCAAAUUCACUCUCAAUCCAUCUGUUAAAUACUCUUAUGCUGGAGGUGAGGUUUGUACUUGCUCGUACUUUGUUCACUAUCUUUCAUCUGAAUUCAGUCCCUUUUACUGAAGGUGGCUUUUAUCCUCUGUUUAAGGGUCUGCCUAAUUAAAGCUUGAAAAACAUAGUCUAUGAGCCUGCAAGGAGAUCCAUCUAUGUUAGACAUCUAGUGUUCUGAAAAGACAGACGAUGCAGGUUUCAGAGAUGCACUCUGAGUCCACUGCUAGAAAUCCUGUCCCUACAGAUACUGGAGAACUGCCGAAGGCAUCUUUGAUAGAUGAUGCUUCUGCUGAUGUUUCAUGUAUAAAUGUAUAAAUGAGUAUGUGUCCCAGCCCAUCCUUCCCAAAAUUCAUCUUCCUUUGUGCCAUACCCUUAUUUUGAUUAGCUUGCUGGAGGUAGGCUUAGAUAUUACAGUGCAUCUUUUUUAAAGAACAUCCUGACGUUUCACUGUACCGUCUGACUUUACAAAGAAGCUUUCAUAUAGAUUAACUGUUAGUAGUUUUUGCUUCUAAGUAGUCAAUGUAAGCACAAAAAGGAAUCUCAUUAUAUUUGUUUAAACACUUUGAAUUUCAUAGAGCAUCUAUGUUCAUGACUGAAUGUAUGUACAGUGUGUACUCUUUACAAGCAUUGUACCUGGCAGUGCCUGAACUGAAUAGAUUGUUAAAAAAAUAACUAAAAUUCAAAAAAAGCAUAAAAACGGAACAGCAGGUAUCCAGGUAUUUACAGAAAUCAAGAGCCCAUCCAGCUUUAGGGUCAUGUGAUAUUAGUCAUAGAAUCAUAGAAUCACUAGGUUGGAAGGGACCCACAGGAUCAUUGAGUCCAACCAUUCCUAACACUGCCUAAACCAUGCCCCUCAGCACCUCAUCCACCUGUCCCUUAAACACCUCCGGGUUAGGUGACUCAACCGCCUCUCUGGGCAGCCUGUUCCAGUGCCCAGUGACCCUUUCCAUGAAAAAUUUUUUCCUGAAGUCCAGCCUGAACCUCCCCUGGCGGAGCUUGAGGCCAUUCCCCCUUAUCCUGUCCCCUGUCACUUGGGAGAAGGAGGCCAGCUUGGAGGCCAGCUCCCUCCUCUCCACAAACUCCUUUCAGGUAGUUGUAGAGAGCAGUAAGGUUUGCUUUCAUCCUCCUCCAGGCUAAACAACCCCAGCUCUCUCAGCCGCUCCUCAUAAGACUUGUUCUCCAGCCCCUUCACCAGCUUCAUUGCUCUUCUCUUCUUCUUGUGGUGAGGGGCCCAGAACUGAACACAGUACUCGAGUUGCGGUCUCGCCAGUACCGAGUACAGAGGAAGAAUAACCUCCCUGGACCUGCUGGUCACGCAGUUUCUGAUACAAGCCAAGAUGCCAUUGGUCUUCUUGGCCACCUGGGCACACUGCUGACUCAGUCACUAGUACUACAUAUGAAUCCAUUGCUGAUAAAGGCCCUGGAAAAAAUGCUAUUAAGAUUUGAUAAAGUGUAGAAAAUUAGGAGUUUUUUUCAGUGUAACUGCAAGAGAUAACAGUAAGGUUAGUUAGAAUGAGAAAAUUUAUAAUCACUAUAUUUAAAUUUUAAAUCUAAAAGAAUGUCAAUACUAAGCUAGUUACAAAGUGUUUGCAUUGUUUUUCUGUUUCUUUUUUUUCCACAUUUAUGCUCCCCAGUUGUUUGGCUACUUCUGUGUAUCCCUCCCACUGUCAAAGAAUGCAACAAAGUUCUGUCUACAUAAAAAGCAAAUACUGCAAGUAAUCUAGCUUGUUGACAGGAAGAUCUGGUCAGUGGGAAAUACUUGAUGAAAUGUUAAGCUCAGUAAAACUUGGAAAUGAAGUGAGAACUGUUUGUUUUGAUUUUUUUUUUCUUUCUUCCCUAUUGUAGGGGGCUUUUUGGAGAAGGGGGAUUGGUUUCUCUCUUGUUGACAAACCUUCUACAACUGAAAUUGUACAAGCACCAGAUAUGGUCAGUAGAGUUGUGAGAUACUAAUUUUGUCUUGGGUAAUGCCCAGAUAGUGGAUUGGCCCAUCGUCUACAGCAACGAUGGAUUUUGCAAGCUGUCAGGAUAUCACAGAGCAGAAGUUAUGCAAAAAAGCAGCACCUGCAGUUUUAUGUAUGGUGAGCUGACAGACAAAGAUACAAUUGACAAGGUCCGGCAAACGUUUGAGAACUAUGAGAUGAACUCCUUCGAAAUCUUGAUGUACAAGAAAAACAGAACACCUGUCUGGUUCUUUGUGAAAAUUGCUCCAAUUCGAAACGAGCAGGAUAAAGUUGUUUUAUUUCUUUGCACGUUCAAUGACAUAACGGCUUUCAAGCAGCCCAUUGAGGAUGAUUCAUGUAAAGGUUGGGGAAAGUUUGCUCGCUUAACCCGUGCCCUUACAAGCAGCCGAGGUGUGCUGCAGCAGCUUGCUCCAAGCGUGCAGAAAGGAGAGAACGUUCACAAGCAUUCAAGACUUGCUGAGGUAUUGCAGCUGGGCUCCGAAAUCCUCCCACAGUACAAACAAGAGGCACCAAAGACUCCACCACAUAUAAUUUUGCAUUAUUGUGUUUUCAAGACCACCUGGGACUGGAUCAUCUUGAUUUUAACCUUCUACACUGCUAUUUUGGUCCCUUACAAUGUCUCCUUUAAAACGAAACAGAACAAUGUGGCAUGGCUAGUAGUUGACAGCAUUGUCGAUGUCAUUUUUUUGGUAGACAUUGUGCUUAAUUUCCAUACCACCUUUGUGGGACCAGCAGGAGAGGUGAUCUCUGACCCAAAGCUGAUUCGCAUGAAUUACUUGAAGACCUGGUUUGUGAUAGAUCUGCUUUCAUGCUUGCCGUAUGAUGUCAUCAAUGCUUUUGAGAACGUCGAUGAGGGCAUCAGUAGCCUCUUCAGUUCACUUAAAGUGGUCAGGCUACUUCGGCUAGGUCGUGUAGCUCGGAAGUUGGACCACUACAUCGAGUACGGCGCAGCAGUCCUGGUUCUGCUGGUGUGUGUCUUUGGUCUUGCAGCACACUGGUUGGCCUGCAUUUGGUACAGCAUAGGAGACUAUGAAGUUAUUGAUGAGGAUACAAACACAAUCCGAACUGAGAGCUGGCUUUAUCAGCUGGGGGUGUCAAUAGGAACACCUUACCACUUUAACACAUCAGGCUUUGGAAAAUGGGAAGGCGGACCAAGCAAGGAUUCAGUCUACAUUUCCUCAUUGUAUUUUACGAUGACCAGCCUCACCAGCGUUGGAUUUGGGAACAUUGCUCCAACUACAGAUGGGGAGAAGAUCUUUGCGGUUGCUAUGAUGAUGAUUGGCUCCCUUUUGUAUGCAACCAUUUUUGGUAAUGUGACAACUAUAUUUCAGCAAAUGUAUGCCAAUACAAACAGAUAUCAUGAAAUGCUGAACAGUGUCCGGGACUUUCUAAAGCUCUACCAGGUCCCUAAAGGACUGAGUGAACGUGUGAUGGAUUACAUCGUUUCCACCUGGUCAAUGUCCAGAGGAAUAGAUACCGAAAAGGUUUUGCAGAUUUGCCCUAAGGACAUGAGAGCAGAUAUCUGUGUGCAUCUGAACCGCAAAGUUUUCAAGGAGCACCCAGCCUUCAGGCUGGCAAGCGAUGGGUGUCUUCGAGCACUUGCCAUGGAAUUUCAGACAGUGCACUGUGCCCCAGGAGACCUGAUCUACCAUGCUGGCGAGAGUGUCGACAACCUUUGCUUUGUGGUUUCGGGGUCUUUGGAAGUAAUCCAGGAUGAUGAAGUUGUUGCUAUUUUGGGCAAAGGAGAUGUUUUUGGUGAUGUCUUCUGGAAGGAGUCUACCCUCGCCCAGUCCUGUGCUAAUGUAAGGGCUUUGACUUACUGUGAUCUUCACGUGAUUAAGAGAGAUGCCUUGCAGAAAGUGCUGGAGUUCUAUACAGCCUUUUCACACUCCUUCUCCAGAAAUCUCAUUUUGACCUACAACUUGAGAAAAAGGAUUGUGUUCCGGAAAAUCAGUGAUGUCAAACGUGAAGAAGAGGAGAGAAUGAAGAGGAAGAAUGAAGCGCCCCUGAUCUUACCCCCAGACCACCCGGUCCGUCGGCUGUUCCAGAGGUUCAGGCAGCAGAAGGAAGCACGGCUCGCAGCAGAGAGGGGCAGAGAUCCAGAUGACCUCGACGUGGAGAAAGGCAAUGUUUUAGGGGAGCACUCCUCCACACGCUCAGUGGUCAAAGCCAGUGUUGUGACUGUACGGGAGAGUCCGGCAACACCUGUGUCAUACCAAUCCGCUUCAACGUCUGGGGUCUCUGACCAGGCAAAGUUGCAGGCUCCAACAUCGGACUAUGCAGGAUGUAAAGUGUCGGGGGACUACCCUCGACGAAAAGGCUGGGCCAAAUUCAAAGAUGCCUGUGGCAAAGGUGAAGACUGGAACAAGGUCUCUAAAGCAGAGUCUAUGGAGACAUUACCAGAGAGAACUAAAGCUUCGGGAGAAGCUACCCUGAAGAAGACAGACUCUUGUGACAGUGGCAUUACAAAAAGUGACUUGCGCUUGGAUAAUGUUGGGGAGACAAGAAGCCCGCAGGACCGCAGCCCCGUCCUCACUGAGGUCAAGCAUUCCUUUUAUCCCAUCCCAGAACAAACUCUUCAAGCCACCAUGCUAGAAGUGAAGCAUGAGUUGAAGGAGGACAUCAAGGCUUUAAACACAAAAGUGACCAAUAUAGAAAAACAGCUCGCUGAGAUACUUAGGAUAUUAACCUCAAGAAGAAGCUCCCAGUCGCCACAGGAGUUGUUUGAAAUAUCAAGGCCACAGUCUCCAGAAUCAGAAAAAGACAUGUUUGGAGCUAGCUGAGGGGUUUCUUUUUAAAAACAAGUAAACAAACCACCAGGCAAAGAAACAGCCCCCUCCCCUAACAUUUUAAAUUUACUCUUUCUUGAAAAUGAGUGAGGGACCAGUUCACUAAGCAUGUUCCCUGUGUCUAAAAAGGUACAGUAACAGGAAUUGCAACCUCAUGUCAAGAUGGCAGCUGACUCUGAAGCCUUUUUGACAGCAAGGUGCUUCCCUGAAUCCCAGCGAAUACCCUGUUUAGCAGCUUCGAAGGUGAUGUUCUGCUUCUACAGUACUUCACUUUAACGAACCGAGCAAGAUAUUUACUGUGAAUAUCUGGUGAUAUAUUUUCAAUGACUCUUAACCAGUCUGUGAAAGAAUUUAAUACAUGAUUUGUCUUUACUGUAUAAACAACGUGUAUGAUUGCACUUGUGCAGAUGUGUGUAUAUACACACAGAUAUAUAUAAUAUAAUAUCUAUGUAUAAAUAAGUCUGUGGAUUGCAUUUCUGUUAAGUAAAAGCACAUCCCUCAUUUAAUCAUUCUGGUUCAGGAAGGGAGGUUAAAUCAUCCCAGUAGACAUCAGCUGAAUGUCCUGGUUAGUGUCUUGUUUGUUAACUGUUGAACUUCUAAGGCCAUGACCUUUGGUUUCUCUAGCUGGCCUCAAUUUUAUACUGUUAGUCUGGCAAAUAUUGUGACUGAGAGAAGACCUCUCAAGCAUUGUGAUAGUCAGGAAACAGAAAUACAUAUGAAAUUGGAAAAAUGCAGUAUCAUAGUUGGUGGAAAUAAGGCUAAUAAGCCACUGCUUGUUGCUCACAGUAUCUCUGAAGCUAAGCCACCCUGGAAGUGCUUCUCGUGGCUUUGGCUGCUGCAUGAUUGAUGCUGGAAUAAAUGGAGUUCUUUUUCCUGGUACCAGGGGCUGUCUCAAAGGUGCUGAGCCUAUCCUUCUCGUGGACCAUGUAACACAUGGUUGCUGCAUCUCUGCUUUCUUGUCCAGGUGUUAGGUGGUGAAAAGCAUCUUCUACUGCAUUCUUCAUUUCCAUGUAAUCUCCUAUGGGUGUAUUUGCAAUAACAAAGUCUGUGUUUCAGCUGCACUUCUGAUUAAUUAAGACAAACCUUUCAGAGAGAGACCCAUGCAGGGGAAGCUCCAGAAAUUUGAGGCAGGGCAGAGCAGGUUACUGUAUCCUUCAAUCUGACAAAGUUUUGACCACAUUGUUGUGGCAAGCGUUGAUUCAAUUAAAUAAAAGAGAAAGCUUUUUGCAAUAAGAUAUAUCCAACAUUUAGCCUUAAGACCCUUUCAUAAGUGAUAUAAUUCAAACUGUGACUCCAUUUUCCUUCCUUCUUAAUGUUCUGUAGUAUUUACAGUGUUGCCUAAAGAUGAAGCACUUUGAUUAGCUUUCUAAAUCUAAUGGAAAUCACUUGCUGAUAAUCACCUUUCUUUCUCCAUUUAUUGCCUUCUUGCUAGGAUAAAGCAUUACUCCAACAGCCCUGUCCCCUCACAGAACAGAGAGAAAUAACUGUUGUCUGAACACUUUUGUAUAUCAGGGAGCCAACCUGUCAUACUGCGAAAUGUUUCAAAGGGUUUUUUUACAGUUCGACAAAGCUAGUGUGAAUUUUCCUGCAACUGUAGUUUGUUUCAAGCUGAUUGUUGAAUGUUGUGUAAACAUAUUUGAUGUAUAAACCCAGAACUUCUCUGUAACUGGAUCUAAAUGCCUAACGAUAGCAAAACAGUCUGAGGUUUUCACUAACUGUUCUGAAAGGUUCAUGUUUUUUUUUCUUCUUCCCACUGAAUCUGUGACCACUGAAAUAGAAAAAGAAUCAUUUUAGCUGUAGAUGGACGAACUUCAAUAAUCUUGUAUCAGGAUGAACUGCUAUAUAAAGAAACACCAAGUUUUCUAAUGAAUGUGUUAUAUUAUUGUAGCUACAUACAAUUAAUAUUUGUACAUCUGUUGGAGACCUGUCUGCAUUUCAAUAUUUAGCCACCACUGCAUGGACACUUUAUUGAUAUGCAGUUAAUGCAGUUGCUUUGGCGCUUUUCAAUGUAAUUCACUUGUUUUUAUCCUUUCAGAAAUCCACCAAAUACUCUUGGUUCUUUUUCUUUGCAUUUGUCACUUUGUUCAAUGAAGCAUGACUAGAAAAAGAGAACGAGUAGAUACUAUUUUUGUGGUCAGCAAAGCAGCUGCCAGUAGAUAGACAGUGUGUGUGUAUGUAUGUAUAUAUACGCACUGUCUGGGAAUGUUUCAGUUACAAAUGCAGCCACCUACAUUAAUGGUAUCCCUAUUCAACAUUUUUAAACAAGCACAAAUAAUAUUUGUAAAAAAAAAGUUUAAUUUUAUUUAUUAGAGUAAUAAACUAUUUUAUACAUUA
Molecule: messenger RNA, 15101 nt
Organism: Cuculus canorus (common cuckoo)
Lineage: Eukaryota; Metazoa; Chordata; Aves; Cuculiformes; Cuculidae
Gene: KCNH1
Product: potassium voltage-gated channel subfamily H member 1
Exons: 13
Coding region: 10062-12761 (899 amino acids)
Biological process (GO): potassium ion transmembrane transport; regulation of membrane potential
Cellular component (GO): membrane
Molecular function (GO): delayed rectifier potassium channel activity
Source: RefSeq, a predicted model, not a curated record